AUGGAGGGCGAUGUCUCUACUGAGAGAAGAAGGGCCAUGAAGAACAUUAAACAAUGUGUCAGAAAUAUUCCUAGGCUUAAGCAGCCUCCUGAGAGCCCUGAAGACACCAACAGUGAUUCCGUCAGUGGGCCGUCCUGGGUUCCGGUGAGGCUUUCACGGGACGCAAGCAGAGGCACUUCUGUUCUGGAGUCCAAGGUGAAAGCUUUGAAAGAGAAGAAGAGUGCCCUUAACAAGCAGGGUGAGCCGGUGCCCCAGGAACGGGCUUCUCCAAAGAAGGCCAAACCCCGUAAGGUGAAGCCGCUGACCGAAACAGUUCCUCAGGAUGCACUGGUGGAACCAGAGUCUCAAAUCCGCACCUACCUGACAGAUGUGCUGCUGGACAGCACUGACUACCCACAUCUUGGGCAGGAGAAAGUUCAGGGGGGGAUGCUUUCAAGCUCUUAUGCCAAUGAUUUUGCAGCUCUGAAGGGGCCUACGGCAGCAGGAGGAGCUCCAAACGUUGGUUGGAGUUCACCCAAGGAGUUCCAGGGACUGCCUGGGAAAGCACUCGAAAAUAAGGUCUGUUCCAGAAACACAACAAGAAGAAUAUCCCAAAAUGGUCUGCGUGAAGCCAGUUCCUCCAAGGACCUUACCUUCAACCAGGAAUCUUCUGAGGAAGCAAACGGAGAAGCAGACCGCCAAUUUCAGGCUAGGGACUUUGGAAGUAGUAUUUUUUUGCACAGAAAUGAUGCCAGUGGCCUAGCAGCAGCUGGGCGGCUUUGGAGAGCUGAGAGCUGGGACAGCCUUGGCAGUGGGGGAAGCAACGCAAGCUCCCUGUCGCUGGCUGAAAGAGUGGAGCGGAACCGGGCUGUUCUGCAGGAGAUGCUGAGUGGGCCAGCGCAGAGUAGCCAUCCUCCUCCGCAGGAAGUGCGUACCUUGCAGCGGCACAAGAAAGACAACUCAGUCCGUGGGAACGAGAGGCCUAGUAACGAGAUCCUGGCAAAUGAUGUAGACUGGGACUCCGGUGUAUCCUUGCAGGACUCAGAAGGCUUCCGGGCCUUUGUUCCCAAUCAGGAGCUGGAGCUGAGCCCCAGGCAUGAGCAGGCCAAGCAACUGCUGCAGAGAGCACGCAUGAAGGCCCGGACAAAUCCCCUCCGAGCCAACCACAGCAUCUUGCCUUCUGCGCCCCAGGAGAGGAGGGAUACUUGUGGGUUUGCUGCUGUGGACACAAGAAACUUUGCUUUGAAGGAUGGAGACUCCCAUGGUAGCGGGAACCUAAGUGAUUCAUCUAGCGGGGAAUCUAGCUGUGGUCAGCAGAGGAAACGGGGACCAUCCCCGUCCCGAGUCCGUUUCGAAGAUGAAUCUGCACGGGAUGCUGAAGUCCGCUACAUGGAACGUCUGCAGCAGCGUCAGAAGCGUGUCUUGGAUUCAGUCCUCUUAUCUCUCGGACAAGGCCCGCUCGCCUCCAAACCAGACCUUUUGGAUUAUAUAAAUGGUGACUUCCAGCGUAAGGAGAAUGGAGAACAACAGAACUCCAGCAGGGGGCGCUCUGAGAAGGGGAAACCCCUUGUGGUCAACGAGGAAGGAAAGUGCAGUGCCUGUGGUUCUUAUAUCAGAGAUGCAGCAGCCGUUCAACAUCGGGAAACCAGCAUCAACACAACCGGCUAUGGUGUGCCUCAGACCUGCAGUGUUCCUCAAGAAAGCAAAUAUCUACCCCAGGCCAAUGAAAACAAAGAGCUCCGUGCAUGUCAGGAGGAACCACAAACAAGGACUCUGGGUCCCAAAGGAACACCAUUAUGGAUCCUUCCUUCUCGGCAGCGUAUUUACACCGAACGUAUCAGGGAGACUUAUAUUGGAGAUGUGACUUGCAUAGAUGAUGUGGACUCAGCUUUAGACAGCACUACUGACACGUCGGAUAGCUACAGGACAGACAGCGAAGAAACUGGACCCAGCAGCUGCCAACCAGUGGACAAAAAUAACUGGCAGGGUAGUUCUGGUUCUGAUCCUAAGCUGACUUGUCCUUCAGGAAAGGACAGGAAGGCUGACAGGGAGAGGCACAAGGUGAAUGGUGUCUGCAGUACCAGUGGGGAGAAGAUCAGAGAUGAUGUGCCCAGAAUUAGUAGAGCGGAGAUCCAAUCAACUGCUAAUGAGACGUGCAACUGUAACUUGAAUGGGACUUCUCAGGUAAGAAGUCAGGUGACCAGGAAGACCACCAGUGGGGUAGAAGCCUUUCCCAAAGUUGACCAGUCUGUAGAUCAUUUUCAGCUGAUCAAGAACAGCAAGAACCAAGGACACAGCAGGAUUGCCAAGGUUAAGUUGAGGCAGCCCACACCUGCCAGCCACUCCCCGCAGUUGCCUUCUCAUUUGGUUCCUGGUGGUGAGACAGAUUCUCUGAACGGGAAGCCAGUGGAAAGCUCCGAUCAUGCUCCUCUAACCAACAACUUAAGCCAAACUACACAGAUAACAGCUCCAUCACAACAAUUAGCAAAGCAAAUGGCUGCAGGCUACAACCUAGUGAAUUGGGUACCUGUACCGCCUAGGACUGGGAAAGCCCUCCCCUCUCCAUUGCCUUAUAGGAGGACUGUCUUGACAGGCAGCUUCAAGCCAGCCUGUCAGGAUGCUGGGCUCAUGGACCAAGCCAAUGAACUAUCAAUUCACUCAACUUCUCCCAAUAGUCUCCAGCAAAAAUGUGUGUCCGGGCUGCAGGAGCCAUGUGACUUGCAGCCAGGUGCAAAGAGUCACAUGUUGGCCUUGUCCACAAAUAAUUGCAAUAACACACAUGCCAAGGGUCCGCUGGAAGCCUCAGAGACUGCUGCAGAGGAGAACAGAGAGGAGCAUUUCCAGGACAUCCAGAAUCUGGACAAGAACAAAGGUCCAUUAUCCUCAUCGUGUGGUGUUCCCCCUGUUACUCCCAGCAUCGUCAGUUCUGCUGCCAUCGCUGUCUCUCUGACAACUGAUGAGGCCAACGUCACCAUCCCUGCUCAGUCACACAAUGGGGAAGCUCCAAAGUCAGAGGGACAGAAGACCAAGUCAGUGCGACCAAAUACUGCCCAAGGCAAACCCUUAGAAACCUGCCCUGAGCCACCAAAGAAGAAGCAGUUUGCCAAGAAAGGGGGCACCACCUCCACUUCCUCCUCCUCCACGUCAGGCCUAAAGAAAUUCUUCACUUCCUUGAGCCAGAGCACUAAGCAGCGGCUGGGCAGGUUCCGCUGCUACAGUAUGGAACAGAUCUCUGCCCCAGGGGCAGACACUCCGAUGGCCCUCGAGGAACUGGGCGCAGGCAUCACGAGCUCCCCGAAAAUAAAGAAAGCACCUUCUCUGCAGUCCUUGCAGCUGGUGUCACCCUUCAGCCAACCACGGAAAUCCUCUUCUGUUCAAAAUUUGCAUUCUCUGUUGGGCAAGACGGAUCGGUCCAGCCUCUACCAGCUGGCGGAACCAAAGGAUGGAGCAUCUGUACCUGACAGGAAAGGGAGCGCUCAUCCCAGGCGUUCCCUCAGUGUGGAGGACAUCGGCUCCCCCAACUUGGCGAGGACUGUUGGACGGGUGGUGGAGGUUUUCCCUGACGGCACUAGCCAGCUCGAACUGCAGCGGUCCCCACAGGGGAACUUUGGAUUCCGUGUCGCUUCCGGAAAUGGCCGCCCUGAUACAGGCAUCUACGUCCAGGAGAUGGCAGAUGCAAGCACAGCGAAACUCUAUGCUGGGCUCCUGGGAGUUGGAGAUGAGAUCCUGGAGCUGAAUGGUGCCAAGGUGGCUGGGCUGGGCCUAGCCCACAUCAAUGAACUGCUCCUGUGGGCAGACACCCUCUCGGUCCGAGUGCUGAGGCAGCGGCCUGUUCGGCGGUAGCAGAGAGGGGCAGAGAGUGCUUGCCGAGGCUUUUCCAUGUGCCAGAGCUUUUCACUGCUCACGUGGAGCCUCUGGUGCCUGCCUGAGACUUGGAGCAGUGCCUGGCUCGCAUCUCCCUCUCAUUGCCUUCCUGGUUUGGAUGUGGGAGGCGACGCAGCCCAACCCCACAGGCUGUGCUGUAUCGCAAGCUCUGCGCGCUAAAUAUUUAAUUUAUGUAAGGUUCUGAAAGACAACAUGGAUCUUUCUCUCCAUGGCCAAGAGAAUUAGCAGGAGAUAUUUGGCACUGAUAGACUUCUCCUUUAUGCGUGGGACGAAGCGACAGAAACUGUACACAACAAACUUGGAUGGUUAGAUAUAGUUAUCUCCUUUCCCAGCUUUCUUGUUUCCUUAAACUUUGAAAGGUGCUGGAUCAUCUUGAAGUCACAUUCUGAGCAACCAGAUAGGCCUGGUGGAUCAAAACCAACUCACAGAUGUUCAAGGCACAAUUUGUUCUUGAUAAGAAUUUUGCUACUUCACCAACGACAUCUCCCUUAACAGAUCUGUCUAGUGUGAUGGAGAAAAGUGUGGAGAUGUCACUAAUGGGUAUUUUUUUAAAAGAAGUUUCCAAGUUUUGAGAGGUUGUGUUGGGUAACUGGUAAUUGCAUCCCACAGUUAAAAUAGUGUGUGGCCCUGCAGAACAGCUUGCCUAGAUCCAUUCUAACUGUCCCUGUGCUCUGAUAAGGGACACUAUAAAUUUGACCUACAGUCCCACUUUCUGUCUCUCGUAUCUUUGUUCUCUUCUCCUUUCAACUUGUGACAAUGGCCUACUUCUCACUGAGGUGCCUGGGCCAUGCCUCCUUCAGACUGCGGGUAUAUAUUCCAUUGAUCAAAUGCUCUUCCAUACAAAACCAGUUCCCUGUAUAUUGAAAACUAGCAUGUCAGGAAGGUUAGGCAAGAAACCUUUUCUUUGACAUGCUACUUUUUGUUGUGCAGGGAAUAUUUUGCGUGGAGGGGCAUUCAGUUACAUGACUAUAUUAAAGCAGUGCAGCUAGGAGGGCUGGGUCAACCCACUAUAGUCUCCUGGUAAUUUUUCCCGAUCCCUGCUGCACUUCACAGGUCAGGGGGGAGAAUGAGGAAUGCUAGUGUGCAACAUUACUUCCAGCACUAAACCAGAAUUGCCAUCAUCACUUUGGGGGAUAUUCUAGAAUUCACCCAAAACUCUAUGGUUUAACCAUAGUUCAACUCAGUUUCACCACAGGUUUUUUUUUUUUACCAUAGAGUUUUUGGUAAAUCCUAGAGUUUGGGGCUAAUGUGAUUAUGUCACUUCCAGUUUAGCACCAGGUGUGAUGUUGUAUGCUGGUGUACCUCUUCCUGGUUCCCAAUUCCUCCUGGAGGUUUGCCAGCUAUGGCUGGCAACCCUAUGUAUAGCUCAGGCAUCACUUGUCUUGAUGAGAACUGGGCCUGAAUUUGCUGUUGGGGUGAAGUGUGCUAUUGCUCUCUGUUGUCUUGAGUCCUGGAGAUGUUUUUUUUUCUCAGUAGCCCCAAAGACCAGGUUUCCCCCGA
Molecule: messenger RNA, 5364 nt
Organism: Eublepharis macularius
Lineage: Eukaryota; Metazoa; Chordata; Lepidosauria; Squamata; Eublepharidae
Product: KIAA1614 ortholog
Exons: 10
Coding region: 1-3822 (1273 amino acids)
Biological process (GO): regulation of cellular localization; establishment or maintenance of cell polarity; centrosome cycle
Cellular component (GO): cell cortex; apical plasma membrane; nucleus
Molecular function (GO): protein kinase C binding
Source: RefSeq, a predicted model, not a curated record